UUGAAAGUUUAGCACUGUGUUAUUUAAUCAGCAUGCACAAGUUCCACCAAAAAAGUAUUCUACGGUAUUUCACUUCAUCAGCCCUCCGCCAGCAUUAUCAGAACGGUCUAGAUGAUCCGAAACUAGCCCACAUCAGGGAGCAAAUUGAGGCAGACAAGAAGAAACUUAAAUGGCGCCUGGAGUACGGCGAGCGGCCAGAUGCAGUUACCAGUAACUUCAAACUUUUCGAAACUUCGAACCGCAACUCGGAGCUGGUGGAACUUUUGCAGCAACCGAUUGAUAUAUCUCCCUCGGGGCUAAAACAAUGGUGGACCAAGCGUAGAAGCGGGAUAUCGGCUCAUAUGCAAAAGUUUAUCCCGCAAAGACAUGCGAUGCUGGGACCAGACCUAGCCACUGCACAUUUUCUCGUCCAUCGAGGCGGUUCUGUGAGAUUCAGAGGUCAAAAAGACUGGAUCAAAAUGGAUGAUAAGGAAGAAUACGACCUUCCGAAUACGUUUGUCCAGAAUCUUGUACUCGAAGAAAUCAAAUGCGACGGUAUUACUCUAUUCUACGAAGGCAUGGAAAACAUCCAAAGGUUGCGCUGUCUGACGAAUUUGUCGUUUAAAAAUGUUACUAAAUUCGAUGAUUGGUAUUUGGACCGGUUGUCUGGUUCGGAGUUGCCUGCGCUCGAAAUCCUGAAUCUGACCGGGACGGCCGUCACCGAUAGGGGUCUAAACUGUCUGUACCGUUUACCGAGUCUGAAGGUACUUAUAGUUGAUGACCCCGAAAGGGACAUCAUGUGGAAGCUGAGUGUGGCUUUGUUAGAAGAAUGGAACCCAAAAUUAGUGGUAAAAAGGGAAUAAAUAAAUUGAGUGUUGUAAGCUGAAUCAUUAAAUUUAGUUGAAAACGGAA
Messenger RNA from Topomyia yanbarensis, 891 nucleotides. Its product is annotated as distal membrane-arm assembly complex protein 2. NCBI's taxonomy places the organism in Eukaryota, Metazoa, Arthropoda, Insecta, Diptera, Culicidae. The transcript has 2 exons. The record is from RefSeq and is a predicted model, not a curated record. Bases 33 to 842 code for a protein of 269 amino acids.